AUGGAAAUUUUGAUAAACGAGGUGCAUUUGAGGGUCCCGGUUGAGUUGAUCCAAGCAGAGUCUUUAGGGGAGGUCCAAUUGAGUUUAGGGAAGAUGGCACAACCGAGUGUUUUGAUUGAUUCAUUGAUUUGUGAUUCCAAUUCCGGGAAUAAAGGUGGUAGUGGUAGUUGUUCUGAUUCAUCAUCGGAUUCUUGUUCUUGGGAUAUAAUAAAACAAAACACCUCAAAAUCAGAGGCGGUAGCAGGCGGCGUCGGAGUAGGGGAGUGUAGAGUGACAGCAGCGGUGAGCGGAGUAAGGCGGCAACAACAGCGAUGCAGAGUAGGAUGGCAAGCUGCUGAGGCGCAAAAGCGGGAGAAGAGAGAGCUUAUCAAGUAUCGACUACCUAGAAUCCGAGUUAACUCCUUCCAUACAAGAUAG
Molecule: messenger RNA, 417 nt
Organism: Lactuca saligna
Lineage: Eukaryota; Viridiplantae; Streptophyta; Magnoliopsida; Asterales; Asteraceae
Source: the annotation of a GenBank genome assembly